Molecule: messenger RNA, 1508 nt
Organism: Phanerochaete carnosa HHB-10118-sp
Lineage: Eukaryota; Fungi; Basidiomycota; Agaricomycetes; Polyporales; Phanerochaetaceae
Exons: 3
Coding region: 93-1346 (417 amino acids)
Biological process (GO): vacuolar transport; ubiquitin-dependent protein catabolic process; positive regulation of protein ubiquitination
Cellular component (GO): endoplasmic reticulum; perinuclear region of cytoplasm; Golgi apparatus
Source: RefSeq, a predicted model, not a curated record
GCCUUUCCUAUGUUCACCGCAUUGCUCCUUUACGGUAUCGUUCUUCACUAACUUAUAUAUAGCUUGGAUACUACCACUCCCUGCUUUGAACUAUGCCAUCCGCCCAAUACGCCCCUUUACCUAACCCGCGCUCGGUACCCGAUGCUGAGCGUGAGAUGCACGAAGCGUUCCAGCUGGAUGACGAUGAAGAGGAAGACGACCAUCAGUCAGAGUCUACACCUUUAGUGCAGAGUACGAUGCCUCGUUCGCUCGAACGAGGACUGCUGCCGCUGUCCGUAGCGACGCCAGCGGCAUACGACUUCGAGCGUGACUACGACUACGACCUUCCUCCACCGGGGUCUCCUCCCGACCCAUCCGUUGCGUACCAGAAUGCUAUCGGUAACUCUAAUGGAGUAUUACCAAGCUCUCCUAUUCGGCCCAGCUUCAGUCGGCCCUCGUUCUUCAAGCGGAUGGCGGGUGCUUUGUUGCCUCAACACUAUCAGCGAUUACCAAUAGAUGCAGCAUCGCAGAGAGCUGUUGGCGGAGGCAUGGAUAAUGAUGGCGUCUUUGCGAAUGUGAUGGCGAAACCGAGUAGGGCUGUCCAAGUUCGCAAUGACGAUGGUAGCAUCUACAUGGUCCCAGAGGAGGCUCAAAACCAGGCCCCGCCGUCGUACAAUGAAGCUCAGGCGGAUGCUGUCCCGCCCUAUUGGGAGACCACCAUCACCUCGAGCCUGGAUCCUAAUGCCGACAUGAUAGUCGACGACCUGCCGACCGGAGCCUGGUACCUCUUCUUCGCCAAUGCCUUCAUCUCCUACUUCUUUCAAUUCAUCGGAUUCCUCUUCACAUAUCUACUACACACAACUCACGCUGCAAAAUACGGCUCACGCGUCGGUCUGGGUCUCACGCUCAUUCAAUUCGGUUUCCAAUCGCGGCGACGGGCAGCUGAGGAACUCGCCACCGAAGUCACACCUGCGCCCGCAUGGGCAAACGUAACGGUGGCUUCGGAUGCGCAUGCCUCGUUUUCGUCCGUCGCGUAUCAAAAUGGUACUGUUGUGGAGGUGCCGUUAGAUGCAGACAUUACCUCCCGGGAUUGGGUGGCAUUUUUGCUCAUGACCCUGGGUUGGUUCCUCUUACUGUCAUCUUUCGCUGGUUACUUCCGGGUGAAGCGAUGGGAACGCUCGAUACGUUCCUCCGCACCACCACCUACAACACAACCAGAUAGUGCCGCGAACACCCAUCAUCCUCUGUUGGGGUGGCUCAAUGUUGGAGCAGAUGAUCUUCACACUGAGGACCAGGGAGAGCCACAUAUGAUGAACGAGUCAGAGGCGAGGUUGGCGCGGGACUUGAGGACAGCCGGACUCAUUUAAUUAAAUUCAUGUGAACGGUAUCUGACUAUCUACUGAGCCACUCUUUGGAUACCAGGAGAUUUAGUAACUAAAGUUCUUCGCUUUUCAUGUAGACAUGCAUGUAAUUGUACGCACUUAGGUCUUCCGCUGUGUAUUCAUUCGCCCUUUCUCUUUUUAAUUAUU